Molecule: messenger RNA, 1747 nt
Organism: Kickxella alabastrina
Lineage: Eukaryota; Fungi; Kickxellomycota; Kickxellomycetes; Kickxellales; Kickxellaceae
Exons: 1
Coding region: 95-1636 (513 amino acids)
Biological process (GO): regulation of DNA-templated transcription
Cellular component (GO): RSF complex
Source: RefSeq, a predicted model, not a curated record
UCUCUUUUUUAAUUAAUUAAUUAUUUUUCUUCCUCUUUUUAUUUAAAUUACUUUCAAUUCCAUUGUCGACGGAGAAUAAAAAUAAAAUUAAGGAAUGCCGUUUGCCACAAGCACGUACGCAUCGCCGCGGCGACAAGCGACACUACGCGACAGCCGAGAAUUCGCCCAGCUGUGUCAUUUCCUCCACCUCUUCCACCCUUCGCUCAAACUGCACAGCGCCCCGGACCUCGACCAGCUCCACACAGAGCUCCUCACCACACCAGCCGACCCAUCACCCACACCCGCCCUUCUCACGCACAUACUCAUUCGCAGCCUGCGCACGCUCACAGGCAACCGCAACAUUGAUGAGCAUAACUUGGACGCCCAUGUGCAACGAGCCUGGGAGAAAUUCACCGGCAGAGUGCCUGAAAAAUACGCCCAAGGCAUAUUUCAAAUUGGGGCUGCACGGGAAAGGGCUGGGAUGGUUUUGGAAACGUGUGAGCUGGUGUUGUGUAAGCCUGAGAUGGUACGGGGGAAGGCCACGGAGACUGCUGAAGAGGGUAAGUGGCGGGUGGAGCCGCUGGGUGUUGAUGCGUUGGGGCGCAUAUACUGGGUGCUCUGCGGCUCGCAGCUGUAUCGAGAAACACCACGCGACAUUGCCGAUCUCCUGCUAGGCACCAAUGAGCAGGGCCUGGUGGAGGCAAGGGAGCCUCAUAGGAGGCGCACCAGUAUGCGAAAAUACACCGUGAGCUCGGCAGCACUAGAUGUCUCGGCGGAAGCCCUGGAGCUGGCCGAUCUGCCACGGCACGGGGUCCGCGAGAGCGAUGGUGAUCUUUGGGAAUUGCUUUGCGAGACUCCUGUGGAGUGGACCACUGUGGCUGCGCGCUUAUUCUGCCGGUCGAAGCACCCUGGGGAACGUGCACUGCAUAAGCUUUUGGCCGAGAUGGCUCCAGAUAUUGCUCAUAGAUUAGCGCUUGAUGCUAGGAGAAAGCACGCCAGGAGCGUGGCUGCUGCUGCGGUGGCGGGGGCUGAUGCCAUGGGGGUGAGGAAGCGCUCGUCGAGGAUUGCUGUGCGCGAAUCUAUUGAGGAUGCAAAGGCUAUGGCCGAGGGAGCUGGGAGGAGACGCUUGAGGGAGGAGGAGACUGGGGAGGAGGAGGCCGUGGAGGUGGGCCGGAGGGAAAGGGCGUGGAGACGCGAGGCUGCACGUCGAUCUGCUUUGGAUGACGCCGAGAUUGCGCUGGCUAUCCGCAGCAGCGGCAAUGCCGAUGGUGCUGCGGCUGUGGAAACAACCAACGCCGAGCCAGAGCCAGAGCCAGGGCCAGAAACAAGGCCAGAGCCAGGGCCAGAACUAAAGCCGGAGCCAGAACUAAAGUCAGAGCCAAUGCCAAAGCCAAGGCCUCAGCCGGAUAUGCAUAUGGAGAUGGAGAUGGACGAGGACGACUGGAUGUUCAGGUGCUCGUGCGGGAAGUCCGGCCACAACUACGACGAUGGCCGCGCAAUGACCGCCUGCGAAAAAUGCAAUGUCUGGAGACACCUUGGGUGCGCACUACGCGCCGAGGCUCAACGCAUUGGCCGCGACAUCGAUGAGGACGACUGGGAAACCGUCCGCUACGUAUGCCCAGAGUGCAGAAAAUCCCGCGUCAAUGCGCAAACGUAGGGCUUUUAGAUACACACUUGUUUUUUCUUUAUAAGAAGGCAAACUUUUGUUUUUCUAACCAAACCCUUUAUUCUCUUUUCCUCUUUAUUUCUCUUUAUUUUUAUUUUUAUU